AUGAUUGCUGAUCGGAUUCAAAACUUGUCUGAAUUGCUACGUCCACUAUGGUAUUCUCUAAAUGAUAGAAGAAGACGAAGAAGAAACAAUGACAAGAAGGGAGAUGAAAUGGAACAAAACGCACUGGAAAAAGAGCUUCAUCGACAGUUAGACGAGCGUCUCAUCUUUCAGGCGUCAUCGUCGUCAAUGUCAUCAUCAUCAUCAAUUUCAUCGUCAGCCUCAUCCUUGCAAAGUGAUGCCAGUAACCUGAGCUGGGAUGAUUAUCAUACAGGCAGAAAGCUAGGAGAAGGAAACUUUGGUGUCAUUCAUGAGUUGCUUCAGAAACAACAGACAUCUUCGCCUGAUACUUUCACUCGUCAGAAUCAGAAUCAGAAUCAUCAGCAUUGCGCAACGGAGACCAACAAUUGCUACGCCAUUAAGCGAGCGCAUAAUUUGCCACAACUCAACAACAAUAAAUUGUCGAGAAGACGAAAACGAAGACUACGGCGUCAACACCGGCUUCAGACUCUAGUAGACUUUGAGUCCGAGUUGCGAAUACUUCAGUCAGUCAAUCAUCCGAAUAUCAUCAUGACCUAUGGGGUAUUGGAACAGCAACAACAACAACAUCUACAACAUCCGCAUGAAGAAGAAGGUGAUGGAGUCUCGUCAACAUUAUCAUCCAUGCUCGUAAUGGAACGAUUGUAUGAAACCUUAGAAGAACGAAUGGAAGCAUGGAAACGAAAUCAACUACGUCAGUCGUAUUAUCAUCAUUCUCAUUCUGAACAGCAAGGAUUGGACUUGCCAGUCAAUCGCAGACGGUUGGAGCUAGCACUGGAUAUAUCCUCUGCCUUGGAUUAUUUGCACGACCAAAGGAUACUUCACCGGGACAUUAAACCAUCCAAUAUUGCGUUUGAUAGGAAUGGUACUGUAAAGCUAUUUGACUUUGGAUUGGCCAGAGGCUUCCACUCCUCUCCAUCCAAGGGGACUUCUCCCCUUUGGAAGUAUACAUCUGCCGUGGGUUCUCCUCGAUACAUGGCUCCGGAAGUGGCACUGGGCUUACCAUACAAUGAACUUUGUGAUGUCUAUUCAUUUUCCUUGCUGCUCUGGGAGUUGUUGUCAUUGCAAAAGCCCUUUCAGCAUCUGAGUCCAGUGUCAAUGCGGGAAUCAGUCUUUUUGUCAAAGGAACGACCCCGGAUUCACUGGAGUACCUGGCCAAUUGUCCUUCAAGACUUGUUGGAGAGAAGUUGGAGUUCUUGUUUGAGUGAACGACCCAGUAUGAAUACUGUUGCCCUCGAAUUGGGGGAUGUCUAUUCGUGGAUGCAAUAUGCGGAGGAGGAAGAAUCCAAGAUGGACGACGAUCAUUCUCCAGCCUUUGCCAUGCCUCCGCAGUUGUUGCCUCUUGUGGCUGUGUGA
This is a messenger RNA of Cylindrotheca closterium, 1392 nucleotides long. NCBI's taxonomy places the organism in Eukaryota, Bacillariophyta, Bacillariophyceae, Bacillariales, Bacillariaceae. The record is from the annotation of a GenBank genome assembly.